Molecule: messenger RNA, 1164 nt
Organism: Acomys russatus (golden spiny mouse)
Lineage: Eukaryota; Metazoa; Chordata; Mammalia; Rodentia; Muridae
Gene: Fbl
Product: fibrillarin
Exons: 9
Coding region: 42-1034 (330 amino acids)
Biological process (GO): rRNA methylation; box C/D sno(s)RNA 3'-end processing
Cellular component (GO): small-subunit processome; Cajal body; nucleolus
Molecular function (GO): rRNA methyltransferase activity; RNA binding; histone H2AQ104 methyltransferase activity
Source: RefSeq, a predicted model, not a curated record
ACGCUUCAGAUUGCCGGAGCCGCGCUACCAGGGACGCAGUGAUGAAGCCAGGUUUCAGCCCCCGUGGGGGUGGCUUUGGUGGCAGAGGAGGCUUUGGUGACAGAGGCGGUAGAGGAGGAGGCCGCGGAGGCUUCGGCGGUGGACGAGGAGGCUUCGGCGGUGGUCGAGGAGGCUUCGGUGGAGGUCGAGGUCGGGGCGGAGGUGGUGGCUUCAGGGGCCGAGGAGGUGGACGAGGUGAGUGGGGUGGUGGCUUCCAGUCUGGGGGUGGCCGGGGUCGAGGUGGUGGCCGAGGAGCCAAGAGAGGAAACCAGUCAGGGAAGAAUGUGAUGGUAGAGCCACAUCGGCACGAAGGCGUCUUUAUCUGUCGAGGAAAGGAGGAUGCCCUUGUCACAAAAAACCUGGUCCCUGGAGAAUCUGUGUAUGGAGAGAAGAGAGUCUCCAUUUCAGAGGGAGAUGACAAAAUUGAGUACCGAGCCUGGAACCCCUUCCGCUCCAAGCUGGCGGCAGCAAUCCUUGGCGGCGUGGACCAGAUCCACAUCAGGCCUGGGGCCAAGGUGCUCUACCUCGGUGCCGCCUCGGGCACCACCGUCUCCCACGUCUCAGAUAUUGUCGGCCCGGACGGCCUCGUCUAUGCAGUUGAGUUCUCCCACCGCUCUGGCCGUGACCUCAUCAAUUUGGCCAAGAAGAGGACCAACAUUAUCCCCGUGAUUGAAGACGCUCGGCACCCACACAAAUACCGCAUGCUUAUCGCAAUGGUGGAUGUAAUCUUUGCCGACGUAGCCCAGCCAGACCAAACCCGGAUUGUGGCCCUGAAUGCCCACACCUUCCUGCGGAAUGGAGGACACUUUGUGAUUUCCAUUAAGGCCAACUGCAUCGACUCCACGGCGUCGGCGGAGGCCGUGUUCGCGUCCGAGGUGAAGAAGAUGCAGCAGGAGAACAUGAAGCCGCAGGAGCAGCUCACGCUGGAGCCCUACGAGCGCGACCACGCCGUGGUGGUGGGCGUGUACCGGCCACCUCCCAAGGCGAAGAAUUGAAACGCGGAGCUGCCUAGAAUUGGGGGGAAAUGUGUGUUGCUACUGUUGCACGUGUGGUCUUUGUUUUUUUGUUUUUGUUUUUCUAUUAAAAGACUCAUCUGUCUCCCCCUGUCUGGUGCCGAUUGCUCAU